Molecule: messenger RNA, 3236 nt
Organism: Anolis carolinensis (green anole)
Lineage: Eukaryota; Metazoa; Chordata; Lepidosauria; Squamata; Anolidae
Product: zinc finger and SCAN domain-containing protein 31
Exons: 4
Coding region: 202-1491 (429 amino acids)
Source: RefSeq, a predicted model, not a curated record
AGGACUUUCUGGCAGCAACGCUGAGCCGUGGAGGACUAAAAGGGGGCGUCCUUUUUCUGUUCCACUUCCGUGGGAAAGUGGCCUUUGAAUUUUCCCACGCGCCCAGAUCAGGAGCGGAAAGGAGUGUCUCUCUCUGCCUGGGAAGGAAGCUGGAAGGUGGGGCACUGCUUGGAGUCCGACCAUUGGUUUAAAGGCAAGAAGAUGGCCUGUCUUCUGCCGGAUGUCUGCAAAGAAGCUCCGUUGACUGACUACAGCCGAGCCACUGAGAAAAGCAAGUCCUUCCAGGUGAAGGAAGAGGUCCUGGAGGAGGAGGCAAUUGCUUCCAGCCCAGAGAGGCAGCGACAGCGUUUCCGGCAGUUCGGCUUCACGGAGGACCAGAGCCCACGAGAGGUGUGCAAUUGCCUGUGGGAGCUGUGCCGCCUCUGGUUGCGACCCGAGAAGCACAGCAAGGAGCAGAUGGUGGAACUGGUGGUGCUGGAGCAGUUCCUGGCUGCCCUGCCCGCCGAGGUCCAGGGCUGGGUCCGAAGGAUGGGACCGGAGCACUGCUCCCAGGCCGUGGCCCUGGCGGAGGACUUUCUGCGGAGGCACCAAGAGGACGAUGGGCAGGGAAAACUGGUGCUGGGAGCAUUCAAAGAGGAGCGGGACAGUUUCCAGAACACAGAUGAAGCUUCGUCAGACUCCUGGCAGAGGGUCAUCUUAGGGGAGAUCAAACAGGAGGAGGAGGAAGACGAGGAUAGAGUUGCUGCCUCAAUGGGUGACGAACAAACAUAUGACACGGAUCCGGACAAUUCUGGAGUAGCAGAAGCCCACAAAAUACUGCUUGGAAGGGUUGUGUGGAAUGUUUCCCACAGCCCUAAUUCAGGAGAAGCUUCAGAGAGCUGCCUGGAGAAGGGAGAAUUGAGUUGUCAUUCCCAAGUCGCAGCAGGAGUCGGAGUCCAGUCGAUAAUCCAAGACGAGCGCUUGAAAAAAUGCCCCGAAUGUGGGAAAAGUUUUGUGUGGCGGUCGGAGCUUAUCGAGCACCAAAGAUCCCACACGGGGGAGAGGCCCUACUCCUGCUCCUACUGCGGGAAGAGCUUCAGCCGCAAGUCGUACAUUAUUAAGCACGAGAGGAUCCACACAGGGGAGAAGCCCUACAUCUGCUCCCACUGCGGCAAAGGCUUCAUCUCCAAGUCGGACCUGAUUAAACAUGAAAGAACCCACACGGGGGAGAAACCCUAUCUGUGCCCCGACUGCGGGAGGAGCUUCAGCCGGAAACAGUUCCUGGUGACCCACCGGCGGACCCACACCGGGGAGAAGCCCUACAAGUGCUCUGAGUGCGGAAAGAGCUUCAGCCAGCGGACUUGCCUGGUCAUCCACGAGAGAGCCCACACCGGGGAGAAGCCCUUCCAGUGUCUCGUGUGCGGGAAGAGCUUCGGCAGGAGGGACAUCCUCAUGACGCACCAGAAGCUGCACACCCGAGAGAAGGCCUUCCAGUGCACAGACUGGUUGUGAAACGCACACCAGCAGCUCUCUGUGUGUAGUUGUGCACACAGAAUACUUUGUUGGGAGGUGUUAGCUGGCCCUGAUUGUUUCCUGUGUGGAAUUCCCCUGUUUUCAGAGUGUUGUUCUUUAUUUAGUGUUCUGAUUUUAGAGAUUGUAUUGUUCUGUUUUAUUAUACCACAUUAAUGGUGGGUAAAUCAUAAGAGGUGGAAGAGACCAAAAGGGCCAUCCACUCCGACCCUCUUCUGCCAAGCAGGAAAAGUACAAUCAAACCACCCAAAACAGAUGGCCAUCCAUCCUCUGUUUAAAAGCCUCCAAUGAAGGAGCUUCCACCGCACUCCAAGGCAGAGAGUUCCAUUGUUGAACUGCCUGUACAGUCAGGAAGUUCUUCUUAAUGUUCAGAUGGAAUCUCCUUUCCUGUAAUUUGAACCCAUUGCUCUGAGUCCUAGGCUGAAUCGACACUUCCAUUUAAUCCAGAUUAUCAAAUCAGAUGAUAAUAAUAAUAAUACAGUAGAGUCUCGCUUAUCCAACAUAAACGGGCCGACAGAACGUUGGAUAAGCAAAUAUCUUGAAUAAUAAGGAGGGAUUACAGAAAAGCCUGUGGAGAAGAGCAAACCACAGACCGCUUACUACAAUGCAGCCUAAUCCCUGCGACAUGCACAAUGGAGGACCUUCUUAAACCGACAUCAGAGGCAACUCACUAAUGCCUUGAAAGACCUCUCCAGCUACUACAAAGAGAACCACCUGAAGCCCAACCCUGCCAAGACACAAGUGUGUGCUUUCCACCUACGUAACCGCGAAGCCAACAGGAAACUGAAAGUUACUUGGGAAGGCCAAGAGCUCGAACACUGUUUCCAUCCUAAAUACCUUGGUGUCACUUUAGAUCGAACAGUAACAUACAGGAAACACUGCAUGAACACCAAGCACAAAGUACCUGCACGCAAUAACAUCCUGCGGAAACUGACUGGCAGCGCAUGGGGAGCAGACCCACAAGUAAUAAGAACCUCAGCCCUGGCCUUGUCUUUCUCAACUGCAGAGUAUGCCUGUCCUGUUUGGCACAAGUCUGCCCAUGCAAAGCAGGUGGACAUAGCACUGAAUGAAACAUGCAGAAUCAUCACAGGAUGCCUUAAACCUACACCUGUUGAUAAACUCUACAAGUUAGCUGGCAUUGCCCCUCCUGACGUGCGACGGGAAGUUGCUGCCAACGGUGAGCAAAAAAAGGUCGAACAUUGUGAAAGCCACCCAUUGCAUGAUUAUCACCCUCCUCCCACCAGACUCAAAUCAAGGAAGGGCUUCAUGAGAACCACCACUCCUCUUGAUGUUCCUCCAGCAGCAGCAAAGGUGUCUCUCUGGGCAGCUAAACCUGGCAAUUCUAACUGGAUGGCCCCUCAUGAGGGUCUUCCUCCAGGGGCAAACCAGGAAUGGGCAACUUGGAAGUCCUUGAACAGACUCAGAAGCGGAGUGGGCAGAUCAAAAGACAACUUGGCAAAGUGGCACUACCUGGAGGAAUCCUCCACCUUGUGUGACUGUGGAGCAGAACAAACAACUCCUGAUAUGUAUGCUUGCCCACAAUGCCCUGCCUCAUGUACGGAGGAGGAGUUGUUUAAAGCUACAGACAAUGCAGUUGCUGUUGCCCGCUUUUGGUCCAAAACUAUUUAGUUGCUUGUGAUUUCUUCUUUUUUUUAAUUUCCAUUAUUUGAAAUGUAUUGGUUGUACAAUGCUUUUGACACGAAAUAAAUAAAAGGCAGCUUUGGUAA